GAAUAGACCAAUGGAGUGAGGAGGAAUCGCGUUGAGCUUUUCCAUUCUUCGCAGUGAGCUCCCUCAAGUCGUCGCCUCUCUCUCUAUUUUUUCCGAUCUCCUUCCCUCGAUUCGUCGCCGGAGACGUCUUUCUCGUCUCAAGAUCCGUUGGUUUAACAGGCCAGCCAAGCCCGAUCGUUCAUUCAAGACGGUUCUUAUCCGUGAUCUUGAUCUGAAUCCCUCCAUCGGAUUCGGAGCCGCUCGCGCUUGCCCUACCCUUCUCCAGCGACAUGGGUACCUAUCCUUGGAUUUCUCUGCUUUUUGCGUUCGGGUUCUUGUUUAACCAGCUAGAUGCCAGCGCCGGCGACGCGGAUCCGCUCUAUCGAAACUGUGUGGAGCAAUGUGAAAGAACAGGAAUAAUUGGUGACCAAACAAUCCAGCACUGCCAGUAUUCCGGGAAUGAUAUGCCUUCCAACAGUUCAUGGUAUAUGCAAGAGCCACUUUAUUUGCAGUGGAAGCAACUGAACUGCAGGAGUGACUGUCGAUACUACUGUAUGGUGCAGAGAGAAAAUGAGCGGGAAAAACACGGCCUAAACCCUCACAAAUACCAUGGAAAAUGGCCUUUUAAACGUGUUUCUGUUUUCCAGGAGCCAGUUUCUGCUAUCUUUUCAGCGCUCAACUUAUUGACGCAUUUCAUUGGUUGGCUGACAUUUUUCAUCCUUGUGAAUUACAAGUUGCCUCUAAGGCCUCAGAGUCGGAGGACCUAUUAUGAAUACACUGGCUUAUGGCAUAUAUAUGGCUUCUUAUCGAUGAACGCAUGGUUCUGGAGUGCAAUAUUUCAUACCCAAGAUAUUGACUUGACAGAAAAAUUGGAUUAUUCGUCUGCAGUUGCAGUACUCGGAUAUUCACUCAUUUUGUGUUUACUGAGGGUGUUCAAUGUAAAGGAUGAAGCUUCAAGAGUUAUGUUUGCUGCCCCAAUUUUAGCUUUUGUGACAACUCAUAUCUUGUACCUCAACUUCUAUGAAAUGGAUUACGGGUGGAACAUGAAAGUGUGUCUUGUGAUGGGCAUUUCUCAGCUUCUGAUAUGGGCAGUCUGGGGCGGUGUAACUCGUCAUCCCUCGCGCUUCAGGCUGUGGACGGCUGUAUUCGGAUGUGCUCUCGCAGUGCUUUUGGAGGUAUAUGAUUUCCAUCCAUUUCAUGGGUAUGUCGAUGCCCAUGCGUUGUGGCAUGCCACAACUAUUCCUCUCACAUAUCUUUGGUGGAGCUUUGUCAAGAAUGACGCUAAGUUCAGGACAUCAACUCUCGUGAAGAAGGCUAAGUGAUUUGCUCCAGUUGCCACCUUCGUUGAAGGUCUAUGGAAUCAUGCAGGUAGGAGAAACUCAUAAUCUAGUGAUUUGAUGGAUUUUAAAGUUUUAUCACAGCUUCCUUUUCGUGUCAAUGGCUGAAUCUAUUUCUUCCAGAGAUUGUCCUGAAUGAGCUUGACGCUAUGGAUUUAUUUAGUUUUGUAGAGACGAAGUACAUUUCUUCUUCAGCUGAAAUUACGUAUGUACAAGACUCUUUGUCC
Zingiber officinale is the source of this 1543-nucleotide messenger RNA. Its product is annotated as post-GPI attachment to proteins factor 3-like. Gene Ontology annotation, biological process: GPI anchor biosynthetic process. Gene Ontology annotation, cellular component: endoplasmic reticulum membrane. Gene Ontology annotation, molecular function: hydrolase activity, acting on ester bonds. The coding region runs from base 270 to 1301 and encodes 343 amino acids. The record is from RefSeq and is a predicted model, not a curated record. The transcript is spliced from 5 exons. NCBI's taxonomy places the organism in Eukaryota, Viridiplantae, Streptophyta, Magnoliopsida, Zingiberales, Zingiberaceae.